GCUCUGGUCUGAACUGCUCAGCAGGUGACCUUUGCCCAGCUCACUGGGACUUCUGUGCCCGAUGUCCCAUCCUGGGGCCCAUAUAAAACAGGUCAGGGCCCUCCUGCCUGCCUGCUCAGUUUAUCCCUAGAAGCAGCUAGCUACUCCAGGUGCAUUGGUGCCAUGCAGACCCGGAUGCUCCUCAUUGUGGCCCUCUUGGCACUCCUGGCCUCUGCCCGAGCUAAUGAGGUAGAGGGGUCCUUGCUGCUGGGUUCUGUGCAGGGCUACAUGGAGCACGCUGCCAAGAAGGUUCAGGAUGCGCUAACCAGUGUGCAGGAGUCCGAGAUGGCUGUGCAGGCCAGGGGCUGGAUGGACGGUGGCCUCAGCUCCCUGAAAGGUUACUGGAGCACAUUUACUGACAAGUUCUCCAGCCUCUGGGAUUCUACCCCCGAGGACCUACCAACAACUCCAGCUACUGAGCAUUGAGACUUCUAUGUUCCAAAUGUGCUUGUGCAUCUAUCCUGUUGGCCUCCGGCCCGUGGUUGGCCCCUGAAGGUUGCUUGAAAGGGAAAGUAUUCCCACCCUUCCCCAGACGUCACUUAAACAUGCUACCCCUAAUAAAGCUGGAUGAGAAGA
Molecule: messenger RNA, 615 nt
Organism: Phodopus roborovskii (desert hamster)
Lineage: Eukaryota; Metazoa; Chordata; Mammalia; Rodentia; Cricetidae
Gene: Apoc3
Product: apolipoprotein C3
Exons: 4
Coding region: 163-465 (100 amino acids)
Biological process (GO): negative regulation of high-density lipoprotein particle clearance; negative regulation of very-low-density lipoprotein particle clearance; triglyceride homeostasis
Cellular component (GO): spherical high-density lipoprotein particle; extracellular region; chylomicron
Molecular function (GO): lipase inhibitor activity; high-density lipoprotein particle receptor binding; phospholipid binding
Source: RefSeq, a predicted model, not a curated record